Macaca mulatta (Rhesus monkey) is the source of this 4445-nucleotide messenger RNA. It is a transcript of the gene TP53BP2, whose product is annotated as tumor protein p53 binding protein 2. Lineage: Eukaryota; Metazoa; Chordata; Mammalia; Primates; Cercopithecidae. The record is from RefSeq and is a predicted model, not a curated record. Gene Ontology annotation, molecular function: p53 binding. Gene Ontology annotation, biological process: regulation of apoptotic process. Gene Ontology annotation, cellular component: nucleus.
UCGGCUGGGGCCCGGCCCGGGAUUAGUUGGUUUCGGAGCGGAGGAGGGAGCCCCGACCGUCGCGAGCGUCAAAGAGACAAAGCACGUCAGGGGGUCCGGCCGGGGGGGUCGGCCCGGGGCUCGGUGGUGCCCCAGCCCGCGCGGAGGGCCCUGCGGACCCGCGCGCCGCCGCCGCCGCCUCGCAACAGGUCCGGGCGGCCUCGCUCUCCGCUCCCCUCCCCCGCAUCCGCGACCCCCGGGGCGCCUCAGCUCGGCCGGGGCCGCAGUCUGGCCACCAGCUUCCAUGCGGUUCGGGUCCAAGAUGAUGCCGAUGUUUCUCACCGUGUAUCUCAGUAACAAUGAGCAGCACUUCACAGAAGUUCCAGUUACUCCAGAAACAAUAUGCAGAGAUGUGGUGGAUCUGUGCAAAGAACCCGGAGAGAGUGAUUGCCAUUUGGCUGAAGUGUGGUGUGGCUCUGAACGUCCAGUUGCGGAUAAUGAGCGAAUGUUUGAUAUUCUUCAGCGAUUUGGAAGUCAGAGGAACGAAGCUCGCUUCUUCCUUCGUCAUGAACACCCCCCUGGCAGGGACAUUGUGAGUGGACCAAGAUCUCAGGAUCCAAGUUUAAAAAGAAAUGGUGUAAAAGUUCCUGGUGAAUAUCGAAGAAAGGAGAAUGGUGUUAAUAGUCCUAGGAUGGAUCUGACUCUUGCUGAACUUCAGGAAAUGGCAUCUCGCCAGCAGCAACAGAUUGAAGCCCAGCAACAAUUGCUGGCAACUAAGGAACAGCGCUUAAAGUUUUUGAAACAACAAGAUCAGCGACAACAGCAACAAGUUGCUGAGCAGGAGAAGCUUAAAAGGCUAAAAGAAAUAGCUGAGAAUCAGGAAGCUAAGCUAAAAAAAGUGAGAGCACUUAAAGGCCACGUGGAACAGAAGAGACUAAGCAAUGGGAAACUUGUGGAGGAAAUUGAACAGAUGAAUAGUUUGUUCCAGCAAAAACAGAGGGAGCUCGUCCUGGCUGUGUCAAAAGUAGAAGAACUGACCAGGCAGCUCGAGAUGCUCAAGAACGGCAGGAUUGACGGCCACCAUGACAAUCAGUCUGCGGUGGCUGAGCUUGAUCGCCUCUAUAAGGAGCUGCAGCUAAGAAACAAAUUGAAUCAAGAGCAGAAUGCCAAGCUACAACAACAGAGGGAGUGUUUGAAUAAGCGUAAUUCAGAAGUGGCAGUCAUGGAUAAGCGUGUUAAUGAGCUGAGGGACCGGCUGUGGAAGAAGAAGGCAGCUCUACAGCAAAAAGAAAAUCUACCAGUUUCAUCUGAUGGAAAUCUUCCCCAGCAAGCCGCGUCAGCCCCAAGCCGUGUGGCUGCAGUAGGUCCCUAUAUCCAGUCAUCUACUAUGCCUCGAAUGCCCUCAAGGCCUGAAUUGCUGGUGAAGCCAGCCCUGCCGGAUGGUUCCUUGGUCAUGCAGGCUUCAGAGGGGCCGAUGAAAAUACAGACGCUGCCCAACAUGAGAUCUGGGGCUGCUUCACAAACUAAAGGCUCUAAAAUCCAUCCAGCUGGCCCUGAUUGGAGUCCUUCAAAUGCAGAUCUUUUCCCGAGCCAAGGCUCUGCUUCUGCACCUCAAAGCACUGGGAAUGCUCUGGAUCAAGUUGAUGAUGGAGAGGUUCCACUGAGGGAGAAAGAGAAGAAGGUGCGUCCGUUCUCAAUGUUUGAUGCAGUAGACCAGUCCACUGCCCCACCUUCCUUUGGUACUCUGAGGAAGAACCAGAGCAGUGAAGAUAUCUUGCGGGAUGCUCAGGCUGCAAAUAAAAAUGUGGCUAAAGUACCACCUCCUGUUCCUACAAAACCAAAACAGAUUAAUUUGCCUUAUUUUGGACAAACUAAUCAGCCACCUUCAGAUGUUAAGCCAGAUGGAAGUUCUCAGCAGUUGUCAACAGUUGUUCCGUCCAUGGGAACUAAACCAAAACCAUCAGGGCAGCAGCCGAGAGUGCUGCUGUCUCCCAGCAUACCUUCAGUUGGCCAAGACCAGACCCUUUCUCCAGGUUCUAAGCAAGAAAGUCCACCUGCUGCUGCUGUCCGGCCCUUUACUCCCCAGCCUUCCAAAGACACCUUACUUCCACCCUUCAGAAAACCCCAGACCGUGGCAGCAAGUUCAAUAUAUUCCAUGUAUACGCAGCAGCAGGCUCCAGGAAAAAACUUCCAGCAGGCUGUGCAGAGCGCGUUGACCAAGACUCAUACCAGAGGGCCACACUUUUCAAGUGUAUAUGGUAAGCCUGUAAUUGCUGCUGCCCAGAAUCAACAGCAGCACCCAGAGAACAUUUAUUCCAAUAGCCAGGGCAAGCCUGGCAGUCCAGAACCUGAAACAGAGCCUGUUUCUUCAGUUCAGGAGAACCAUGAAAACGAAAGAAUUCCUCGGCCACUCAGCCCAACUAAAUUACUGCCUUUUUUAUCUAAUCCUUACCGAAACCAGAGUGAUGCUGACCUAGAAGCCCUACGAAAGAAAUUAUCUAAUGCACCAAGGCCACUAAAGAAACGUAGUUCUAUUACAGAGCCAGAAGGUCCUAAUGGGCCAAAUAUUCAGAAGCUUUUGUAUCAGAGGACCACCAUAGCGGCCAUGGAGACCAUCUCUGUCCCAUCAUACCCAUCCAAGUCAGCUUCUGUGACUGCCAGCUCAGAAAGCCCAGUAGAAAUCCAGAAUCCAUAUUUACAUGUGGAGCCUGAGAAGGAAGUGGUCUCUCUGGUUCCUGAGUCAUUGUCCCCAGAGGAUGUGGGGAGUGCCAGUACAGAGAACAGUGACAUGCCAGUUCCUUCUCCUGGCCUUGAUUAUGAGCCUGAGGGAGUCCCAGACAACAGCCCAAAUCUCCAGAAAAACCCGGAAGAACCAAAUCCAGAGUCCCCCCAUCUGCUUGAUGUGUAUCUGGAGGAGUACCCUCCAUACCCACCCCCACCAUACCCAUCCGGGGAGCCUGAAGGGCCAGGAGAAGACUCAGUGAGCAUGCGCCCGCCUGAAAUCACCGGGCAGGUCUCUCUGCCUCCUGGUAAAAGGACAAACUUGCGUAAAACCGGCUCAGAGCGUAUUGCUCAUGGAAUGAGGGUGAAAUUCAACCCCCUUGCUUUACUGCUAGAUUCGUCUUUGGAGGGAGAAUUUGACCUUGUACAGAGAAUUAUUUAUGAGGUUGAUGACCCAAGCCUGCCCAAUGAUGAAGGCAUCACGGCUCUUCACAAUGCUGUGUGUGCAGGCCACACAGAAAUCGUGAAGUUCCUGGUACAGUUUGGUGUAAAUGUAAAUGCUGCUGAUAGUGAUGGAUGGACUCCAUUACAUUGUGCUGCCUCAUGUAACAACGUCCAAGUGUGUAAGUUUUUGGUGGAGUCAGGAGCCGCUGUGUUUGCCAUGACCUACAGUGACAUGCAGACUGCUGCAGAUAAGUGCGAGGAAAUGGAGGAAGGCUACACUCAGUGCUCCCAGUUUCUUUAUGGAGUUCAGGAGAAGAUGGGCAUAAUGAAUAAAGGAGUCAUUUAUGCACUUUGGGAUUAUGAACCUCAGAAUGAUGAUGAGCUGCCCAUGAAAGAAGGAGACUGCAUGACAAUCAUCCACAGGGAGGAUGAAGAUGAAAUCGAAUGGUGGUGGGCGCGCCUUAAUGAUAAGGAGGGAUAUGUUCCACGCAACUUGCUGGGACUAUACCCAAGAAUUAAACCAAGACAAAGGAGCUUGGCCUGAAACUUCACACAGAAUUUUAGUCAAUGAAGAAUUAAUCUCUGUUUUUAAGAAGAAGUAAUACGAUUAUUUUUGGCAAAAAUUUCACAAGACUUAUUUUAAUGACAAUGUAGCUUGAAAGCGAUGAAGAAUGUCUCUAGAAGAAAAUGAAGGAUUGAAGAAUUUACCCUUAGAGGACAUUUAGCAUGAUGAAAUAAAGCAUCUACGUCAGCAGGCCAUACCGUGUUGGGGCAGAGGUGUCCCAUGUAGCACUCGGAGAAGUAUACAGUGACAAUCCUGUUUUCUACAAGAAUCCUGUCCAGUAAAUAGGACCAUUUAUUGGGCAGUUGGGAAAUCAGCUCUCUGUCCUGUUUAGUGAGUGUUUUCAGCACCUGCUUCUAAACCAGUCCUCCUGCCACCAUCACAUCGCCGUCUCUGAUUGUACCAGGCACCAGCAGGCCGUUGCAGGGCUCACCUGAAGGCUCGAAGGCCCUGCACACUUGUAUAUUGUCAUUGAGGAACUGUUAGUUGGUCGUCAGUGAACAGUAACUUUAUUAUAUGAGUUCUUGUAGCAUCUUAAGAAUUAUACAUAUGUUUGAAAUAUUGAAACUAAACUACAGUACCAGUAAUUAGAUGUAGAAUCUUGUUUGUAGGCUGAAUUUUAAUCUGUAUUUAUUGUCUUUUGUAUCUCAGAAAUUAGCAACUUGCUAGACUUAAUCGUAAUAUUUGUCAAGAUCCUAGCUGACUUUAAAAACAGUUGUAAUAAACUUUUUGAUGCUAA